Mangifera indica (mango) is the source of this 2542-nucleotide messenger RNA. RefSeq names its product ABC transporter B family member 25, mitochondrial. Gene Ontology annotation, biological process: intracellular iron ion homeostasis; transmembrane transport. Gene Ontology annotation, cellular component: mitochondrial inner membrane. The record is from RefSeq and is a predicted model, not a curated record. NCBI's taxonomy places the organism in Eukaryota, Viridiplantae, Streptophyta, Magnoliopsida, Sapindales, Anacardiaceae. Gene Ontology annotation, molecular function: ATP hydrolysis activity; ATP binding; ABC-type transporter activity. The transcript is spliced from 18 exons. Bases 185 to 2299 code for a protein of 704 amino acids.
UUAGUACUACAAACUACAAGGUGGGCUGUGUAAUUUUCCCACGAAAAUCUGAUUGACAGGGAGGGCUUUUGUUUGAAAGUUUAGGGUUGCUAGGUUCAUGAAUCAAUCGAAAGUGGAGACUCAAUAUUUGAUUUUUUUUUUUCCAUGAAUAAUUAGAGACUGAAGUGAAUCGAUAGAAACAAAAAUGUUUCGCAGUCCUAGAUGUUUCUGUUUUCGUCAAUUCAUCCAUGGCCGUUCUCUUCUUGGCAGCAGCUUCACUUCAAGCUCAAGCUCAACUUCAAUUUCUGAGAUGAGUAAAUCUUUCUUAUUAAUAAACAAUGCUGCAAGAACAAGAACAUGGAAUCGUUUUCCCCCAAUCAACGCUUUCCUUUCGGACUCUAAUCAUUACUAUAAAAUUCAACACGGUGCAGUGUUGUUUUCUACAGCUUCAACAUCGGAACCGGUUCCGAACAAGAACAAACCGGCAGUUUCCGCCCCUAGUAACAAUCAAGUUGCGGACAUGAAGAUUCUGCGGACUCUUGCGAGUUACUUGUGGAUGAAAGACAAUGUUGAGUUUCGUUUAAGAGUAAUUACUGCUUUGGGGUUUUUGGUUGGAGCUAAAGUUUUGAAUGUUCAAGUUCCUUUUCUUUUCAAGCUUGCUGUUGAUUGGCUAAAUAAUGAUAAUGCUAAUGCUAAUUCUAUUCUAUUAGCUCUUUUUGCUACCCCAGCUGCGGUUUUAAUCGGUUAUGGGAUUGCCCGCUCAGGGGCUUCUGCUUUCAACGAGCUAAGGACUGCUGUGUUUUCCAAGGUUGCGCUGCGGACAAUCCGUUCUGUAUCUAGGAAGGUGUUCUCACAUUUGCAUGACCUUGACCUUCGAUAUCAUCUUAGCCGAGAAACAGGUGCUUUAAAUAGAAUAAUUGACCGUGGUAGCCGAGGAAUAAAUUUCAUUCUCUCUUCUAUGGUUUUCAAUGUUGUACCCACCAUUUUAGAGAUAUCAAUGGUGUCAGGCAUACUGGCAUACAAAUUUGGAGCACCUUUUGCAUGGAUCACUUCACUUUCUGUUGCUGCCUAUGUUGUCUUCACAUUGUCAGUGACACAGUGGCGGACAAAGUUUAGGAAGGUCAUGAAUAAAGCUGAUAAUGAUGCAAGUACGAGGGCAAUUGAUUCAUUAAUCAAUUAUGAGACUGUUAAAUAUUUCAACAAUGAAUCUUUUGAAGAAGAAAAAUAUGAUGAGUUCUUACAGAGGUAUGAAGAUGCCGCCUUGAAAACACAGAGAAGUCUUGCUUUUCUGAAUUUUGGUCAAAAUGUGAUAUUUAGCACAGCUCUCUCUGCAGCUAUGGUGCUGUGUUCACAAGGGAUUAUGAAUGGAGAGAUGACAGUUGGUGAUUUGGUUAUGGUGAAUGGACUUCUAUUCCAGCUGUCGCUUCCGCUCAAUUUUCUUGGUAGUGUUUAUCGUGAGACCAUACAAAGUCUUGUGGACAUGAAGUCAAUGUUUCAGUUACUGGAGGUAAAGGCUGAGAUUCAAGAUAAAGAUAAUGCAAAACCUCUGAAGUUGAAUGGGGGUAGCAUCCAGUUUGAAAAUGUGCACUUCAGUUACCUGACAGAAAGAAAGAUUCUUGAUGGGGUAUCUUUUGUAGUCCCGGCUGGAAAAAGUGUGGCUAUUGUUGGAACCAGUGGCAGUGGCAAGUCCACCAUUCUUAGAUUGCUCUUCAGGUUUUUUGAUGCCCAUUCUGGAAGUAUAAGGAUUGAUGGUCAGGACAUACGAGAGGUAACAUUGGAAAGCUUACGGAAAUCUGUUGGUGUUGUACCACAGGAUACAGUUCUUUUCAAUGAUACAAUAUUUCACAACAUCCGAUAUGGACGUCUUUCAGCAACAGAAGCAGAGGUCUAUGAUGCUGCCCGCCGUGCAGCAAUUCAUGAAACGAUCAUGAACUUCCCUGAUAAAUAUUCUACUGUGGUAGGGGAACGAGGGCUCAAGUUAAGUGGUGGUGAGAAGCAGCGUGUUGCCUUAGCUCGUGCAUUCUUGAAAGCACCUGCUAUUCUGUUAUGUGAUGAAGCUACUAGUGCACUUGACAGUACAACCGAAGCAGAGAUAUUAAAUGCAUUAAAAUCACUAGCAAGUAAUAGAACCUCAGUCUUUAUAGCUCACAGGCUCACAACGGCAAUGCAAUGUGAUGAGAUAAUGGUUUUGGAGAACGGGAAGGUAAUCGAACAGGGACCCCAUGAAGUUUUAUUGACAAAAGCAGGGAGAUAUGCUCAGCUAUGGGGACAACAAAACAAUAACGUGGAUGCCCUUGAUACAGCCGAUAAAUCGCCAUGAAACUAAAAUUAUACGCAUAAAUAUAAAUAAUCUUGUUUAAAUAUUUACAUUAUAAUUUUUGUAAAAAUCUGUAGAUGUAAGCUUUCCCCAAUUCUUGUAGCUUCAUCGCAUAUAUCGGAUGAGAUUUAAAUCCUGAUGUUUAGGUGAAUUUGUGGCACGAUUUAUUGCAAGUUCCAUGAUUUUGGACAAACUUAGAGAAAAUAUGGAAGUGCAAAAGGGCAAUUGAAUAAUAUUUUAGAUUCA